This is a messenger RNA of Trametes versicolor FP-101664 SS1, 2193 nucleotides long. RefSeq lists its product as uncharacterized. Lineage: Eukaryota; Fungi; Basidiomycota; Agaricomycetes; Polyporales; Polyporaceae. The coding region runs from base 250 to 2193 and encodes 647 amino acids. The transcript is spliced from 7 exons. The record is from RefSeq and is a predicted model, not a curated record.
UCGGCGAAGCUUGUUGUUUCGCCGCCCCAUGCCGUCACCACCGACAUUGACAUUGAUCGCGACAUUGCAGUCCCUUUCUCACGUGCAGCGCCAACAGCUGCUCGCAACGAGGCACACUAUUCUCUACGGGGACAGUGCAAACCUCGGACGCAAUAAGGAGUGUGGUAUAAAGGACCACCGAUCGAUAGCCCGGCGACAUCUCUCGACACUCCAGCAAACAUUGACGCAGCAUCGGAGCCCACCGUGGGCAUGCCAGAAGAUCGUCUCGACAAGACCCUUUCUGCGGUUCUGACUGCCGCCCUGGAGAAUUGCCAGGAGGUUUUACAUUCCAACGUUGCGCGUACAAGUUUUACUCUCCAGAUUGAACAGCUCGACCGUCUACUGAGCAACUUCCAAGUAAACACCCGAAGCACGCUUAAUACUCGCCGAAGCUCAGACCGCCUACUCCCGGCCGAGAUCCUCAUCAUCUCGUUCCAAUAUGUCCUCGACACCGUCUCGAUAUCGGCCGUGGCGGAAGGUUGUGUCUGGGAAAGCACGUUCCGCACUAGUCCUGUCUUACGGACGCUCUCGCGGGUCAGCAGAGUAUGGCGUCAUUUGAUCCUCGGUCUGCCUUCCGUGUGGACUGUCAUCCGCGACUACCACCCGGACGCCUUUCUGGCAUACGUUGAACGAUCACGGGACCGCCUCAUAUCCGUGCACCUUGGAAGGUCUGGAAUCGAGCAAGGCUUCCCCGAACUCGGCUUGCAUCUCUGCGAGCUCCGUGGGCGACUGAGGGAGCUGUACUGGACCACGAACCGCCCGUUGGCCUCAAAGGUCGAAGACCUCGAGUUUCGAGCCCCGUUGUUGGAAGUCCUCUAUAUCUCCCAUGACUAUGACGACAUGGACAACGACGGUGAUACUGGUUGCGAUAAACCUAUACUAUUCAAGGGCUACGUACCGAGCCUUCGCAGGUUCCACUUAGAAGCUGUCGGAUGGCUCCCGGGCAACCGUUUCGAGUCGCUCACGCACUUGUGCCUAAACUACAUCUUUCACCCCGUCAAGUUCUCGGACAUGAUCGGCUUUCUGUCGCGCUGCCCACGGCUCGAACACCUCGUGUUCAUCGCCAUCGCCGUGUCCUCCGAACACGACAACCAGAACCCCCCUCUGGAACCUCCGAAGACCUGGGAUCCCCCGCUGCUCCCCAACCUCCGUCGCAUUUCGUUCGACCACACAGCCACAGAGGUGGUCAACGACUAUCUCCGCUUUCUCGCUCCGCGCCAUCCGAAAUUUGCCCUCCAAGUGCGUCAUAUCCCGCGCGAGGACAGUAUCGGCCUCACGGCCGUGAAGAUCUCCGAGCAUGCCACCGCCUUCACCGCUUCGCUCACACACCUCGCCUACAUACGCACCCACUGGCACUCGCACAUCAAUAUUGCCGCAUCCGGUCCGUACUCUGCACUCCGCUUCGAUACCGACUCCGUGCACAUCGACGACAAAAUGUGGUCACGGGAGAAGCCGUACGUGUGGGCGUUCGAGCAGCUCCACCAGCUUUCGCUGGCCGCGCAUAUCCAGGUCUUCUACUUCGGCUUCUACGACGGUCAUCAGCCCGGCCCUCUGAUCACUGAUUUCAUCAUGAACCUCCCGGCGCUGGACCAGCUCGUUGUUUACACGGAUGACCUCAGCCGGGCCCUUGACGGGCUAUACAACGGCAACGCGCUUGCGUGGGGUCCGCAGAGAACCGAAUGGAGUGUGAGGCAGCUCGACAUCGUCGUGGUGCCGGACAUAACGGCCGCCCGGCGGGGCGACUUCUUCGAGCCGUUCGACGGCGCAGACCCGGACGCGUACUGGGAACUCUUCAUCGAGACAGUCCGCAUCCACUCCCCGUUCGACGCGACGAUCUUUGACGGCCCCUUGAAGGCGCUGAGGCAGCUAGGUCCGCUUGUGGAGUACUAUCAAGGGAGCAGGGGGCCGCGGAUACCUUUCCCGGAGUAUGUACCUGGUGUAUCAUAUGCAUCCGCGUCACUUCAAGUUGGCGCGGUCGGGGAGUUCACCUAUGACUUCCUGCGCAUCCAGCAGGCGCAGCCGCCUGUGCCGCCACCUAGUCCUGUUGGACACGGGGGCGAUGCGGUGGCACGCCUCGGUGCUGCGUAUACCGGUGCAGGGACAUGGCCCGGGCUUUGGCAAGCGCACACUGGGAUCAACCGGUCGUCUACAUGA